Messenger RNA from Phymastichus coffea, 1101 nucleotides. RefSeq lists its product as uncharacterized. The coding region runs from base 1 to 1101 and encodes 366 amino acids. Gene Ontology annotation, molecular function: oxidoreductase activity; copper ion binding. Gene Ontology annotation, cellular component: plasma membrane. The transcript is spliced from 6 exons. Gene Ontology annotation, biological process: iron ion transport. The record is from RefSeq and is a predicted model, not a curated record. Lineage: Eukaryota; Metazoa; Arthropoda; Insecta; Hymenoptera; Eulophidae.
AUGUGGGAACGCGCUUGCCAAGUAUGUACACCAAAUGCAACUAACACCGUGUGGAGCCAUUGUCAAUGCGUAUUAGCGGAUGGUGUAGAAAGAGGGAUUCUAACAGCAAAUAGAAUGAUACCAGGUCCAAGCAUUCAAGUUUGCGAAGGAGAUAAAGUGGUUAUUGAUGUAGAAAAUCAUAUGGAAGGGAUGGAGGUCACAAUUCAUUGGCAUGGUAUUUGGCAAAAAGGAUCACAAUAUUAUGAUGGUGUACCAUUUGUUACACAAUGUCCUAUUCAACAGGGCACGACAUUUAGAUAUCAAUGGAUAGCUGGAAAUUCCGGAACACACUUUUGGCAUGCGCAUACUGGAUUGCAAAAGAUGGAUGGUCUUUAUGGCAGUAUUGUCGUACGGCAACCACCGAGUAAAGAUCCCAAUAGUAAUCUUUAUGAUUAUGACUUAACAACGCAUGUCGUCCUUAUAAGUGAUUGGAUGCACGAAGAUGCAGCUGAAAGAUUUCCAGGAAGAUUAGCAGUAAACACUGGGCAAGAUCCUGAAACAGUGCUAAUCAACGGAAAAGGACAAUUUAGGGAUCCGAAUACAGGCUUCAUGACAAAUACUCCAUAUGAAGUUUUCACUAUAACUCCUGGUAGGCGUUAUAGAUUUCGUAUGAUAAACUCAUUUGGGUCUGUAUGCCCAGCACAAAUAACAUUUCAAGGACAUCAACUAACGCUUAUUGCAACGGAUGGUGAACCAGUUCAACCAGUAAAUGUAAAUACUAUUAUUUCUUUUUCCGAAACCAGUUUAGGCGCGUUUGGAAGGUCUUUUCAAGAGAUUAGACUGAAUAAACGUAUGCCUAAUAACGAUAAAACAAAACGAACAAAUUGUGACAUAAGAAUCAAAACAAAUAUUCAGAAUGAUCAUAUGAGCACAAAUAACGCUGAACAUCUUGGACACCUUAUUGUGGUUAACACUCCAAAAAUCAUUAAUAAAAUCCGUGAUAUAUCGAUGGCUGCCAGAAGUGUGAAGGUGCGUGAAAUUACUAGUGUUGUAGGUUUCUCAGACGAAUGGAUACAUAACAUUUUGCCGCAACAUUUGGACAUGAAAAAGCUACCCGCAUAG